This is a messenger RNA of Lithohypha guttulata, 1071 nucleotides long. Its product is annotated as putative secondary metabolism biosynthetic enzyme. Gene Ontology annotation, molecular function: oxidoreductase activity, acting on NAD(P)H. The transcript has a single exon. Lineage: Eukaryota; Fungi; Ascomycota; Eurotiomycetes; Chaetothyriales; Trichomeriaceae. Bases 1 to 1071 code for a protein of 356 amino acids. The record is from RefSeq and is a predicted model, not a curated record.
AUGAAAUCCGUCCAAGUCUACAAAAACGACCAAGGCUCCGUCGCCAGCAAACUGGUCGACAUCCCCGAACCCGACCCAUCCCAACUGAAACCCCACCAACUCAUCAUCAAAGUCCACGUCUCAGGCAGCAACCCCAAAGACUGGAAGAUCCCGCUCCUCGUCCCGGCCCUCAACAACAGCAACAGCGGCGACGACAUCGUCGGCACCGUCACGGCGGUCGGCAGCUCCGUCACCGAAUUCAAAGCUGGAGAUCGCGUCGCUGCGUUCCACGAGAUGACCAAGGAGUUUGGGUCGUUUGCAGAGUAUGCUGUUGCGUGGGAGCACACGACGUUCAUGAUGCCGAAGGAUAUCAGUGAUGAGGAAGGGGCGACGAUCCCGUUGGCGGCAAUGACGGCUGCGGUGGGACUGUAUACGGCGCUGGAGUUGCCGGAGCCGUGGGUGAGGAGUGGUCCAGCGAGGGAGAGCUGUAAAGGUGGUGUGGUGGUCUAUGGGGCUGCGAGUGCGGUAGGGGCGUUUGCGGUGAAGUUGUUGAUGAAGAGUGAUAUUCAUCCGAUCAUUUGUGUGGCGGGGAAUGGGAUUGAGUUCGUGGAGGGGUUGAUUGAUAGGUCGAAGGGGGAUACGAUAGUGGAUUAUAGGAAGGGAGGGGAUGCGAUUGUGCAGGGGUUGAGGGAGGGGGUUGCGAAGGGCCAGACAUUGAGGCAUGCUUAUGAUGCUGUUAGUGAUCAUGGGAGUUAUGGGUAUUUGUGCCAGGUGUUGAACACUAAGAGUGGUGCGCUUUUAACCACGGUGCUGCCAGGAAAGAAAUAUGAGGGUAUUCCUGAGGGAGUGACGAAUGUCGUUACGCAGGUUGGAAGUGUACAUCAGGACCGAAACCACGAUUUUGGAUAUGCUUGGUAUAGGUUGUUUGGACAGGGGCUCAAGGAGGGCUGGUUCAAGGCACAUCCGUAUGAGGUGAUCAAAGGUGGACUCAAUGGUGUGGGAGAAGGCCUGUCGAGAUUGCAACAGGGCAAGGUGAGUGCGACGAAGAUGGUAUUUAGAGUGGCUGAUACUGCUGGUGGAAGUAAGAUAUAA